AUGUCUCCCAAUUCCCUACAACCAUUGUUACCAGGGAUCAAUGUCUCACAACCAAUCUUACCAGGGAUCAAUGUCCCACGACCACUGUUACCAGGGAUCAAUGCCCCACAACCACUGUUAUCAGGGAUCAAUGCCCUAAAACUACUAUUACCAGGGAUCAAUGUCCACAACCAGUUACCAGGGAUCAAUGCCCCACAACCACUGUUACCAGGGAUCAAUGCCCUACAACUACUGUUACCAGGGAUCAAUGCCCCACAACCACUGUUACCAGGGAUCAAUGCCCUACAACCACUGUUACCAGGAAUCAAUGUCCCACGACCACUGUUACCAGGGAUCAAUCCCCCACAACCACUGUUACCAGGGAUCAAUGCCCUACAACUACUGUUACCAGGGAUCAAUGCCCACGACCAGUUACCAGGGGUCAAUGCCCCACAACCACUGUUACCAGGAAUCAAUGCCCCACAACCACUGUCACCAGGGAUCAAUGCCCCACAACUACUGUUACCAGGUAUCAAUGCCCCACAACCACUGUCACCAGGGAUCAAUGCCCCACAACCACUGUUACCAGGAAUCAAUGCCCCACAACCACUGUCACCAGGGAUCAAUGUCCCACAACCACUGUUACCAGGGAUCAAUGCCCUACAACUACUGUUACCAGGGAUCAAUGCCCACAACCAGUUACCAGGGAUCAAUUCUCCACAACCACUGUUACCAGGGAUCAAUAAUGCCCCACAACCACUGUUACUAGGAAUCAUGUACUCCGAGGGUGGUCAUGCUCGUUUGGUAUCAAUAAUUAUAGUUAUAUUGACCGUGUAUAAAAUUGAUAUAAACAUGUAG
Ostrea edulis (European flat oyster) is the source of this 837-nucleotide messenger RNA. RefSeq names its product RNA-binding protein 12-like. The transcript has a single exon. The coding region runs from base 1 to 837 and encodes 278 amino acids. Lineage: Eukaryota; Metazoa; Mollusca; Bivalvia; Ostreida; Ostreidae. The record is from RefSeq and is a predicted model, not a curated record.